AUGGAGAAGUUCGGGAUGAACUUCGGGGGCGGCCCCAGCCGCAAGGAGCUGCUGGAGACCAUCGAGACGCAGAAGCAGCAGCUCCUGCGCUUCCAGGCGCGGCUCAAGGACGUGGUCCGCGCCUACAAGAGCCUCCUGAAGGARAAGGAAGCGCUGGAAGCCAGCCUGAAAGUGCUCUCCGUGUCCCACGAUGGUGACCUGGCGGUGUCACCGCCCGGGGCYGGGGACUGCCCGGACGACCGGAGCUCGGAGCACAGCGAGGACAGCGUGGGGACGGCCACCAGCACGGACACGGUGGCCAGCCUGACCAGCGUGACCAGCGCCAAGGGGGAUGUGGCACCCGAGGAGGACAAACCUGCAGCUCCCCCCUUUCAGAAAGCAGAGGACACGGGCGGCUCUGACAGCGGCGAUGUCUGCGGCGGCGGCGAGGCCGACCGGCGGCUCGUGCAGCUGAAGGGCCAGCUAGCCACGCUGACCGGCGCGCUGGCCACCGUCACGCAGGAGAAAUCCCGCAUGGAAGCCUCGUACCAGGCGGAGCGGCGGCAGAUGAAGCAGGAGCUGGAGGAGGCRGCGGGGCGCGCGCGGGACGAGGCGGAGCGGCAGGACGCCGAGCUGCGGCGGCUGCAGGAGCAGCUGGCCGAGACCAGAGCCCGCCUCAUCACGCAGCAGCACGAGCGCGAGCGCGAGCAGGGCGACCACGGGCUGAUGCUGCGCGAGCUGCAGGAGCUGCUGCGCUCCGAGCGCGAGGCGCGCCGCSACGCCGAGAGAGAGCUGCAGGAAUCCCGGGAGGCGCUGGCCGGCAGCGAGCGAGCCCAGGGCUACCAGCAGCACGUCAGGCARCUGAGCCAGGAGCUGGAGGAGCUGCGCAGGGAGCUGCGGGGAGUGCGUGAGGAGAACGGCAGGCCCGACCCGCGCAUCCAGGAGCUGCAGGAGGAGAUGGCCGGCCUCAAGAACCACUUCCAGYUGCAGCUGGUGCAGGAGAUGAAGAAGACAGCGCAGGCCGAGGAGCAGCUCAUGCAGCGCUCUCAGCGUGAGGAGCAGCGCGUGGCCGAGCUGGAGGCCCAGGUGGCCCAGGUGUCUGAGCUGCUGGGCACCUACGAGAAAGCCAAGCAGAGGGACCAGGGCACCAUCCAGAAGCUCAAGGAGCGCAUCGUGCAGCUGGACCUGGAGAACAAGACCUUGGCCAUCGCCGCCUCCAGCCGCUCCCUGGGCGAGGCCGCCGUGGAGGAGGCCACCCUGGACGUGACCGUGCUCAAGGAGAAAAUGGAGAAGCUGAGGAAGCUGCUGCAGGUGGCGGCCGGGAAGGGGACGGAGGUGGAGGAGCCACGGGAGCCACGGGAGCCGCGGGAGCCAGAGCCACCCCCGGGCACCGGGGACGGGAACGGGGACAAACAGGAGCUGAGGCAGCUCAAGGAGGAGUUCGAGCGCUACAAGGUGAGGGCGCAGCAGGUGCUCAAGAGCAAAGCCACCAAGGAUGUGGGGCUGGCCAAGGAGCUGGAGGAGGCGCGGGAGCAGCUGGCCGAGCUCCGCGACAAGCACGUGCUGCUCCAGCUGGCCUCGGACGACACGGAGAAGCGGCACCGGCAGGAGCUGGAGGCCAAAAAGCAGGAGCUGUCCCAGCUGCAGCAGCUCCACCGGCAGGAGCUGGAGCGGUGCCAAAUGGAGUUCCGKGAGCGGGCGCUGCGGCUCGAGGAGGAGAUGCACAAGCAGCGGGACCGGGCGCUGGCCGUGCUGGCCGAGAAGGACCGGGAGCUGGAGCAGCUCCGCGCCCUCACGCUGCCCCACAGACCCCAGAGCUCACCAGGAGACGUUCCCAGCCAGGAUUCCUCGGAGAUCCUCCCGCAGGCGCUGCAGCUGGGCUCCGGCUCCGAGCCCACCUUCUUCCUGUACGCGGAGCAGCUGGCGCGCAAGGAGGUGGAGAUCGCGGCGCUGCGCAAGCACAAACACCAGCUGGAGAUGCAGCUCCACCAGCUCCAGGGCCGCCUCCUGGCCGAGGAGGACAAGCACCGCGACGAGGCGGCGGCGCUGCGGGAUGAGAUCCAGAAGAACUGCCGGGAUAAGAGCAGGGAAGGGGCCAACCUGGAGUACCUGAAGAACGUGGUGUUCCGCUUCCUGACGCUGCCCGACGCGCGGGGCCGGCAGCAGACGCUCACGGCCAUCAUGGCCAUCCUGCACUUCAGCCCCGAGGAGAAGCUGAGCAUCGCCAAAAGUUGGGCCCACAGCUCCUGGUGGCUCCACGGGAAGAGAUGAGGGCUGGGGUUUGUUGCCUUUUCCGUCAGGACUCRCUCCCGAGGACCAAAACCUCAGCCACACCCAGGGCUCUCCAUGAUUUGAGCUCCCAUUGGUGUUUUCAGCAUAAUUCACAGUGGGUUUGUGCCAACUUUUCCAGCCCCAAAGCCUUUGAUGUGGGAAUUUGCUCCAAGUUGGGACUUGAUCUGAAAACUGUGGAAAUUGAAGAUGCUGAGGUUUUUUAAAGGCAAUUUAAAAAUAAUCCCUACCUGUCAGGCGUGGGAUCGAGUGGAAUUCACGUGGAUCUUCCAACUCCAGCCCGGCUGGUGACUCAGGAGAUGCAGGGGAAGGUGGGAAGCACUUUAGGCGGAGCUAAAAUAGCACCAGCCGUAGAAGGCUCAGGGAAUUGUGGCUCAAUUUGGGWAAUUUGGGCAUUUUCUCCCCAGGUUCUUUUCCAGAGCCACGUUUAACCAGUGGAUGCAGCUCUGGGCUCAUCCAGGGGCUCAGGCUCUCCUUCCUUCCCAGGGAUCCUCUCUGGGGUUUUCAGGGAUUCCAGGAGGGAGAAAGGAUCUCCCCGUGGCUGAUUCCCACCCUGGGGCGCUGCCGAGUGGGAAUCUGACCCUGGCUGGGAGCAGAAAGCAGAGGACAGGCUGAAAUGAGUGCCCUGCUCCCGGUUUUUGGGGCUUCCAGGGGAGUUUGGCUGUUCUGUGGUGCUGAUUUGGGAAGGAGGGGGCUGUGAGGGACAGGAGGUGACAGCUCCGGGCAGUGACCCUGGUGACAGUGACAGCCUGGCCAGGGCUCAGGAACCUUGAUAUUUUUCCCUGAUUUCUUGGGAAUUGGUGCAAGAAGGAGGCCAGGACAUCCUGCACUGCCCUGGGAUGUUUUGCUGGCGGGGACCCUGAGGCACAGCAGCCACUGGGCAUGGGCAGGGACAAGGACAGGGACAAGAACAGGGACAAGGACAGGGACCUGCAAUGUCUCUCCAUUCCUUCUGGGCUGUCCUGGUCCUGUCUGCAGCCAAAUUCCCUGGAUUCCACUCUGUCCUGGUGCCAAUUCCUCCUCAAAAAAAUCCUCAGGGAAAACACCGAGUCCUUCCAGGGCUCCAUGCAGGGAUGGUCCCAGUGGGACAGCGGGAUCCGGGUGCUGCCCUGRUGGAGGGAUUUGGAUGGGAAUGGGAGGGUUUGUCCUGGGAAUGUCUGAAACUGCUCGAGGAUUAAAGUUGGC
Molecule: messenger RNA, 3453 nt
Organism: Malurus melanocephalus (red-backed fairy wren)
Lineage: Eukaryota; Metazoa; Chordata; Aves; Passeriformes; Maluridae
Gene: GCC1
Product: GRIP and coiled-coil domain containing 1
Exons: 2
Coding region: 1-2250 (749 amino acids)
Cellular component (GO): Golgi apparatus
Source: RefSeq, a predicted model, not a curated record